Clonostachys rhizophaga is the source of this 381-nucleotide messenger RNA. The record is from the annotation of a GenBank genome assembly. NCBI's taxonomy places the organism in Eukaryota, Fungi, Ascomycota, Sordariomycetes, Hypocreales, Bionectriaceae.
AUGGCUGAGAUGCAUUGCAAGAAUGACUUGAUCCAUCCGAUUGACAGCGCUGCCUUUAGCAUCGCGAUGAGUGAUACGAAGGCGCGACUGUACAUCUCAUGGAAGAAAAAUGAGCUCGACUACUACAUAGCCAACGUCGAGAAUUUUCUCCUCCAUGACCCCGAGCAUUUCCUCAAGUUCCGCAAGUACGUCCGCAACAUCAUCGACUGGGGCAGGGACAGGCGGCUGGAGGGGAUUCGGAAGUCCCUGGACUACCUUCUGGAAGAGAGCCGGGAGAUAGCUUCAGCGGCAGCCAAGUCAAGCGUGCCACCGUCUGCCGAUCCUGCUAGCAGUGCCAUCACUAGCAGUAGGAGCAGUAGUAAGACGUGCAAAACGUCGUAG